Molecule: messenger RNA, 2063 nt
Organism: Peromyscus eremicus (cactus mouse)
Lineage: Eukaryota; Metazoa; Chordata; Mammalia; Rodentia; Cricetidae
Gene: Spaca9
Product: sperm acrosome associated 9
Exons: 5
Coding region: 803-1471 (222 amino acids)
Cellular component (GO): acrosomal vesicle; ciliary base; sperm flagellum
Source: RefSeq, a predicted model, not a curated record
UUCCAUCCAUCUCGGAAAGGAUGGCAGUAGGCUCUCGCUCCCCAGGGCAUGGGGGCCCCCGACGGGCCUCAGCGCAAAACCCCAGGACAUCCCGAGGGGCCACAGCGCAAGGACUCCAGGAUGCCCGUGGGGGUCACAGCGCAAGCACCUCGGGAUGCCCCCAGGGUCCAUAGUUCUGGAUCCCCAGGCCCUCCGGUGGGAGAUUGGAUCCCAGAAACCUGCUUCUGGUGCAGCCAUCGUGUGAUAAUGGAAGCUUAGGUUUCAACCCUGACUCUGCUCCACGGACCUCAGUUUCCCCAACUUUUAAAGGAAAGACGCUAAGCAGAUGUGGGUCCGGCGUCAGCAAGAGCAAAAGUCACCUGCAGCUGGGAUCAGCCGGAACCUGGGCGGAUCUCCUUGGUUUAGGCAGCCGGGCCAUGUGACCUGAUUGCCAUGGCACCUGUGGUCACAAUCGGCCAGGACCGCCUGGUCUCUGAGGCCUCGACCCCGCCCACUCCCGCUUCCCGAGACCUGAGGAGGGCCUUCCUGCCCUUCGGGGCCCACACACCCACGGAGGCACUCCAAGCUUCUGGGGACUCUGUGAGGCGAAGGACAGUCCGAGUCAAACCAGGAGAGAGAAGCGCCUGCAUUCAGGUCUUUCAUCCGCUCUAAUUUGGCUGCAGAGGCUUGUGUUCAAGGGACAUUCACUUUGGAUAGCUUGUUACAGCCCCUUUCGUGACAUCCCUGACGCGUGUGUGUCACAAGUUGCUAGGAUCAAGAACGGAGCCAGACCCUUCCUGUCCUGUGAGACCCAAGGACGACAAUGAACGAGGUGAAAGAGACCCUCCGCAGCAUCGAGCAGAAGUAUAAGCUCUUUCAACAGCAACAGUUCACCUUCAUCGCAGCGCUAGAGCACUGCCGGGAGAAUGCUCAUGACAAAAUCCGGCCCAUCUCCAGCAUUGGACAGGUGCAGAGCUACAUGGAACACUAUUGCAACAACUCUACGGACCGGAGGAUUCUGUUCAUGUUCCUGGACAUCUGCUCAGAGCUCAACAAGCUCUGCCAGCACUUUGAGGCCCUGCACUCCGGCACCCCCGUCACCAACAACCUUCUCGAGAAAUGCAAAACUCUGGUUAGCCAAAGCAAUGACCUGAGCAGCCUCAGAGCAAAGUACCCGCAUGAUGUAGUGAACCACCUCAGCUGUGAUGAAGCCAGGAACCACUACGGAGGUGUGGUCAGUCUUAUCCCUAUAGUCCUGGACUUAAUGAAAGAGUGGAUUGCUCAUUCUGAGAAGCUUCCUCGUAAAGUGCUGCAGCAUGUGAGUGAGGUCCUGGGUAGCCAGGGAGCCGCUGCAGCAACCACUAUCAGACCUGCCCAGCAAUGGUUAGGAAAACACCAUUAUAGGCAGCUUGCAAAAGAGAGCCUCAAAUCUAGGGGGAAAGACAAAGGCUCCCGGAUACCUCCCUGGAGACCACCUGGUGGGAAAUUGUAACUCAAUGUCAACCUUGGCUUCCACGGUUCAUCCAUUCUUACUGGGGGCCAAUACACAAUUGAGAACCUCUCUCUCUCUCUCUCUUGCUUUUCACUUCUAACCUCCGUGUUGAUGAAAGGGAUCCUUACUCAUGGAGCUGCCCAAACAAUGUGGCGUUGGGAGGGGUAUCCCAGAGGAAGGGUGCUGUGCUGAUGCCCAGGCCUCCUGCCCAUGCUGUGGCCUCUGGCUCUGUAGUGAGCAACUGGAGGGGGGCCCACUUAGCUCCUUGUCUUGACAAGGGCAAGACGGAGAUGAGCUGCAAGGUCUCUCAUGAACAAGUUAGGGGGAAGGGAUCAGGAGGCUGAACUCACCUGUGUUGGGAGAGGGAGAGCGUGGCAGAAGUAAGAACUGUUUUGUGGCUCUUGAGCAAGACAAUGGCCUGGUCCCUGUAGCAGUCUAGUCUAUCUACACUGUAAAUGUAUACUCCUGGCUUCUCUGCCCGCCAGAAGUGAGCUCUGACUGUUGGUUUUUCCCUUCACAGGGGACGACUUAGCUUCUGUAUUGUGCUUCCUUGGGGGGAGACAUUCAAGAAUAAAGUGUUCUACCACUUCUC